AUGCUCGCCGAAACAAAGAACGUCGUCCUGAUCCCCGUCGACUCGGUCUCGGACCAGACCAGAUCGAUCCUCAACUAUGCCUUUGAGAAGCUCAUUACCCCCGCCGACGAGGUGGUGGUGUUGAACGUCCUCCAGCACAACCUUGAGGCCACUCUUGACGAACAAUACGAGCGUCUCCAGCUUGAAGAGGCAAGUGUCCCUGAGCAAGCGUCUCUGUGCAAGCGUCCUGUCGAUGGCACGGGCUUUGAAUCCAUCAUUCGCCAUGUCGCAACCGCCCGCACCUUCGAGGCUCUCGUCAGAGAGAUCGUCAAGGCUCACGGCGCCAGCAACAAGGUCGGUGUCUCGGUUGUCUAUGGCGAAGCCAGAGGCAUCAUCACCAUGGAGAUGCAAGAACGCCGUCCCCGUCUGAUCCUGAUGGGAAGCCACAAGAAGGGAAUCCGCCCGUCUCUUGGCAGCAUCGUCAGCCAUGUCGUCCACCGGGCCGAGUGCCCUGUCCUGGUUCUUCCCAACACCGUUGUGUCGACCACCCCUGCCACCCAGUCUGGCCCAAAAGUCGAGAUCCAAGUGUGCUAG
Polychytrium aggregatum is the source of this 573-nucleotide messenger RNA. RefSeq lists its product as uncharacterized. The record is from RefSeq and is a predicted model, not a curated record. The transcript has 4 exons. Bases 1 to 573 code for a protein of 190 amino acids. NCBI's taxonomy places the organism in Eukaryota, Fungi, Chytridiomycota, Chytridiomycetes, Polychytriales.